AUGAAUGCGCACAGAUUGCGCAAAUGGAAUCCGAUCAAAAUUUUCAUGUAUCUGUUGCUAGCAAUUUGUUCCUUAUUAGUUUUUUGGUGUCAAGGUGCACUCACUAUGCACUUGACACCGCUUGAUUUUUCAUCAUUGAAUGUGGAACAUCGUCGUCGCAAUUAUCCCCCACUGACUGAACUAUCCUAUUCACCAUCAGCUUCAAGACAAAAUUUUUUUGUCUCGUUGUUAAGGAACUCAACUGUCAAUCAUGACAAACUUACAUCACAACAACAUUACCAGCAACAACAUAAUGAAUAUCCAAUUAAAUAUCUCAAUGAGAUCGAAGACUUCAGUCGAAGAAAAACAUGGCACAUGCGAAUGCGGAAAAAGCAUGCAAGAUUAGAAGCUCACCGAAAACGAAGGCUACUCUUUCAGCGGAUUCUCGAUCAACGAACAAAUGUUGGGGGGAAUUAUGAAAAUACAAUUGAAAAUCUGAAAAUAAGUGCAAAUCCCAAGCUAAAUAUAAAUAAUUUAAAACAUAUAAUUAACCAAAAUAUAAUUACUCAGCAUAACCAUAACAAUAAUAAAUUAUAUAUUAAGAAUACAACAUCGAAUGGAGAUUAUUGGAAGGAAGAAAUAUUUGAUGCGUUGCACAAAAUUAUGGCAAACAUAUCUGUUGCAAGUAAUCGUAGUAGAAGAGAUUCUCGAUAUCAUCACCAGCAUAAUAUGCAUUUGCCAUCGUCGUCCAACCCUCCAUCAUUUUUAUUGAAUAACACCAACAUUAACCAAAAUUACCAUCGUAGUAAUCGUAAUGGACAUCGUCAAAGGCGUAGAAAAUAUUGUUCAGCGCGAGAUCCACGAACACUGGCCUUUGAGGCUCCAACAGUAUUUGAAGGAAAAAUAAAGUCAAUGACGCCUGAUCGUCAAGCCAAUUUCUCAGCGACAGUUGAGAUUCUUAAAGUGUACAAGCAACAGCUCAAUUUUGCUCUUCCACGUCAAGUGCGUCUUCAGUUUUCAUAUAAAAACACCAGUGAAUGUGACAUUUACCGUGAAGAGUUCCGUCACCGAGGUUUUGUACGUAAUUUCACUAUGAUAGGGCAACCAAUUAAAAAAAUCAGCCGUACUGCAAAAGAUGUAGAGAUAGGAGUAAAUGAAAAAUAUGGGAAACGUGCGUCGAUAGAAUCAAUAUCACCCAACUUAAAAGUUAAAGAGGGAAAAAGCGUGCGUAUCGUGUGUAAAGUAAAUGGAGAGCCGGCACCGAAAGUUACUUGGUUUAAAAAUGGCCGAUCCAUUAAUAGAAAUAAAACAAAAUAUCAUUUCGUCCAAUGGACACGGAAAAGAGCUGAUCUCAUAAUUAAAUCUACUGUUUGGAGUGAUAGUGGAAAAUAUGAAUGUAGAGCCAAAAACAAGUUGACAUAUAAGCGGCCGGUGUUCAGUUUUACAUGGCUCGAUGUGUUAUCGAAACACAACCCAAUCACAGAACGGACGAAUAAACCAUAUAGCGAGGGAAUGAAAGAAUGUCCUGCAGGUCUAGCAAGCGAGGCAUUUUGUCUGAAUGGUGGUAGAUGCCGUUUUAUUGAAUCAAUUCAGGAAGCUUCAUGCGAUUGUCCCGAUGGUUUCAGUGGUAAACGAUGUGAGGAUAAAACACCAAAUAUAACAGCGAGUACGUACAAUAAACAACAAGAAUGUCCACAAUAUUUAGGAAGUUUUUAUUGUUGAAGAAAUUUAGGCUCUCCCGUUUUCGUGGGUAAAAGCUAUUAACAAAUAUGUAACAUAUUUCAGUUUAUAGCCUUACAAAGUUCUAAGUACUUUAUUCCGUUACAUGUAUUAAACUCAAAUAAAAAAAUGGAUCACAUCGAUGUUAGGUGAAAGGAAAUUAAAAACUUUUCAUUUUUAAAUUGACUAUGGAUGAAACCUUCAGAAAUUAAUGCACCGUAUUGUAUGAUUUGGAGGCUUUCGAAAUCAUAAGUUGAACUAUUUAUUUCGUGUUUUUCAACUAAAUAAUUUGUCUAUUUGUAUGCAAUAUGAAAAAAAAUGUUCAUAAAUUUACAGUACAAAUUUUUGUUGACUAUGAAUUUAAAACAAAAUAAGAAGAACAACAAAUCAGACAAUAAAUCAUUUUUUUCACUAUUUUCAAGACUUUUUUAGGAAAUGAAAUUUUUACAACUUCAAAUCUAAGCAAAUGAAUUUAAAAGGAUUAUUGAGCCUUAAAACUAUAGAUUGAUACAAAGUUUUAAUUAAAAGAAGAAGUUUACAUUCCAAAUUUCAUUUCGACUCAUUCUCCGUGUUAUAAAUAAUGAAAUCUCAUUUCAAGGAAGUUAAAAUUGAAGUCUUUUUAUUUUAUAUUGUUCGAAACAAAUAAGUUACAAAAAGAGCCUAAAUUUCUUAAUCAUUAAGAACCAUAAAU
Molecule: messenger RNA, 2389 nt
Organism: Clunio marinus
Lineage: Eukaryota; Metazoa; Arthropoda; Insecta; Diptera; Chironomidae
Source: the annotation of a GenBank genome assembly